Molecule: messenger RNA, 2360 nt
Organism: Hemibagrus wyckioides
Lineage: Eukaryota; Metazoa; Chordata; Actinopteri; Siluriformes; Bagridae
Gene: rab5aa
Product: RAB5A, member RAS oncogene family, a
Exons: 6
Coding region: 207-854 (215 amino acids)
Molecular function (GO): GTP binding; GTPase activity
Source: RefSeq, a predicted model, not a curated record
AAGUGGAGCGAGGGAGAGAGAGAAAGAGAGAGAGAGCAGAAAACCAGGGGGCUGGUGAAAUUACUGUCAACUCACUGUAACAUUCCAGACAAACACGCAGUUAUCCCGACGUCAGAACCUCCUCGAACCGUCUACUGACCUCCAGCUCUUCCUGUAUCCGUGCAGAGCGAGUGCGGCCAAAGGAGAAGGACACUCUGACUGCUGUCAUGGCCAAUCGUGGAGCGGCGACUCGGCCUAGCGGGUCCAACGCGGCCAGUAAGAUCUGCCAGUUCAAACUGGUGCUGCUGGGAGAGUCUGCAGUGGGCAAAUCCAGUCUCGUGCUGCGUUUUGUCAAGGGACAGUUCCAUGAGUUUCAGGAGAGUACAAUAGGAGCGGCCUUCCUGACGCAGACGGUGUGCCUGGACGACACGACGGUGAAGUUUGAGAUUUGGGACACAGCCGGACAGGAGCGUUACCACAGCCUCGCCCCCAUGUACUACAGAGGAGCUCAGGCUGCUAUUGUGGUCUAUGAUAUCACCAAUGAGGAGUCAUUUGCGAGAGCAAAGAACUGGGUGAAGGAGCUCCAGAGGCAGGCCAGUCCAAACAUCGUCAUCGCUUUGUCUGGAAACAAGGCUGACCUCGCCACCAAGAGAGCAGUAGACAGCCAGGAAGCUCAGUCUUACGCAGACGACAACAGUUUGCUUUUCAUGGAGACGUCAGCCAAGACCUCCAUGAAUGUGAACGAGAUUUUCAUGGCUAUCGCUAAAAGAUUGCCGAAGAGCGAGCCACAGGCUCCUGGAGCCAGCAGCGGGGGCAGUCAGCCUGUUAUACUGACCGAGAUGCAGGCACCUACCAGGGACAAAGAGUGCUGCUAACUAACACAAAACACCCACCAAACUGUUAGCAAGCCAACUAACACAAGGCCUUGCCCCUCCUCAGACUGUAACUAAUAUCAUGUCCUGCUCUGAUUCAUCGGUCAGCAGUAACAAAGUCCUGUCCCUCUGCAUUCUUACACUGCUCUGUCUUCUGAUGGUUAUAGCUUCUGGUCAAACAUUAUGCUCUGCUUUCACAUCCAAAAAAGCUUAAGCCUUAAGCACAGGGAUGGGGCCUGAUAGGUAAAGUAGCCUGUAUUUCACAAAAACGGGAUUUCUUUUAAUUUUUCAUUUUAAGAAGUAUUUUGCAGAAUAAUGGAUGCACGUUUCACAAAAUGUUAGCAUUAAUAUUCCGUGGCACAAGCAGUGAGAGGACGAGACCCUUUCCUUUUCCUUUCCAAAGCUUCCUGCAGCAUGUCCACCUGCUUCAGCUCCACCUCUACAUGCCUCCGUGGCAAUGUGCAAUAGAUGACUGCCUGCGUAUUUCGACUCUACUGCCUAAUAACAUGUUUUCCACACACACACACACACACACAUUCAGCUGACAUACUGAAGAUUCUAUUGACACACACACACUCUACCCUGACUAGGACAGACUUAUUGAUUUAUUUUCAAGUUUCCAUGAGGUAUGUGUGUGUGUUUGAAAAAGAUGUUUACACUGUAACAGGUAGUAAAAGGUAAUUUGCACUCAUAUUUUCAGCUUUACACACAGCUAGACAGGUAGGAUAGUCGUCUCUGGUCCACUCUCUUCAUCAGACAUGCUCCUGAUGACUGAGACUCGGUCUGUCUCUCUGGUCUUAUGACACUUGCCUUGCACUAAAUUUGUGUGAAUAUAUCUGCUAUCUGCUCUAUUUGCUAAGUGUGUGUGUGUGUGUGUGUGUGGUGUUAUACAUGCACAAUAUGAAGGGAAAUAAUAUUUGGACACUUUUUGUGUUAUUUAAUAUACUUUUAAAUGCAAAUAUCCACCUCAGUCUGAAACACAGACUGACUAUUUCUUACACUAUAUUGCCAAAAGUUUUGGGACGUCUGCCUUUACAUGCACAUGAAUGUAAUAUGGAGUUGUCCCGCCCCUUUGCAGCUAUAACAGCUUCAACUCUUCUGGGAAGGAUUUCCACAAGGUUUAGGAGUGUGUUUAUGGGAAUUUUUGACCAUUCCUCUGGAAGCGCAUUUGUGAGGUCAGGCACUGAUGUUGGACGAGAAAGUCUGGCUCACAGUCUCUGCUCUAAUUCAUCCCAAAGGUGUUGAGGUCAGGACUCUGCGCAGGCCAGUUAAGUUCCUCCAACUCGCUCAUCCAUAUCUUUAUGGACCUUGCUUUGUGCACCAGUGUGUGGUCAUGUUGGAACAGGAAAGGUCAUCCCCAAACUGUUCCCACAAAGCAUGAAAUUGUCCAAGCCAAACCCCUGAAAAACAACACCUGAAUUCGAUGAUUUGGUGUCCCAAAACUUUUGGCAAUGUAGUGUAUAUUUAAAAAGAAAUGGUAUGAUAUAUAUAUAUAUAAACACAAUAAAA